AUGCAGCUCGCGGCGCACGUCCCCGUCGCCCCGCGGGCGCGCUGCGGCGCCGCCGCGGCGCCCCGCGCCCGCGCGGUGCGUGUCCGCGCGGCCCAGUCUUGGAUGUCGCAGCGCCCGGACGCGGCGACGGACGACAUCCGCGACACGAUCAAGCACACGCGGCUGAUCACGGCGCUCAAGACGCCGUACCGCCCGGACGGCUCGAUCGACAUGGCGGCGUACGACCGCCACGUGGAGAACCAGCUCGCGAGCGGGGUUGAGGGCUUCAUCGUGGGCGGCACGACGGGCGAGGGCCAGCUGAUGCACUGGGACGAGCACGUGAUGCUGAUCGCGCACACGGUGAACAAGUUCGGCGGGCGCGCGAUCGUCAUCGGCAACACGGGGUCGAACAGCACGCGCGAGGCGCUGCACGCGUCUGAGCAGGGGUUCAACGUCGGCAUGCACGCGUCGCUGCAGAUCAACCCGUACUACGGCAAGACGAGCCCGAAGGGCAUCGUGAGCCACAUCAGCGCCGCGCUGGACGUCGGCCCGGGGAUCGUGUACAACGUGCCUGGCCGGACAGGGCAGGACAUCCGCCCAGACCUCAUCCGGACGCUGGCGGAGCACCCGAACUUCCUGGGCGUCAAGGAGUGCGCGGGGCGCGAGCGGAUCAAGACGUACAGCGCGGAGGGGAUCAUGUGCUGGAGUGGGAACGACGACGAGUGCCACGACUCCCGCCACUACGACGGCGGCCUGGGCGUCAUCUCCGUCGGGUCCAACAUCCUCCCGGGGGUGUGGGCAGAAAUGAUGAAGCAGGAAUCGCCAGAGCUGAAUGCGUCCGUGCAGGAGCUGUGCGACUGGCUCUUCCACGAGCCCAACCCGAUCCCCGUCAACACGGCGAUGGCGAUGCUGGGCCUCUGCGAGCCCGUCUUCCGCCUCCCGUACGUCCCCGUGGAGCAGGACCAACGCAAGAAGGGCAUCGAGCUGCUGACGCCAUUCCUGGACCGCAUUCCGGGCGCGAAGGGCGUGCGGGAUAUCGGCGACGAAGAGUGGGUGCUCGUGCGCCGGGCGCCCUAG
Pedinophyceae sp. YPF-701 is the source of this 1056-nucleotide messenger RNA. The record is from the annotation of a GenBank genome assembly. NCBI's taxonomy places the organism in Eukaryota, Viridiplantae, Chlorophyta, Pedinophyceae.